CAGAGAUUCCGGUCACUAAAACCGUCCAAACUGCUCUAUCGGAACUAUUGUGCUAGGAACCAGAAAAUAUCGGGACCGGAAGUUUACUAAUAUUUGCCUGCCCGCCCGCCCCUUUUCAAAGAUCACAUGUAAGCUAAUGUUUGUUGUUUUAUCGUUUGUUCCUCAAAAACGUCGACAUAUAACAACAAAAUGGACUCGGGGGGACCAUCGCUUUAUGCAAAUGCAGACCCCUCUGUAGAUUUGACACAGAGUAUAGAGGACGACUCUGUGGGGGAUGAACCUCUGAUCUCUGUUGACGCCCUCCACUCUGCCAUCAGGAGAGAGUUUAAGACUGUAACAACACACUGGCUUGCCGGCCUGUUGACUCUGCUGCAUGUUCUGUUCAUGGUGUUGUCAGUGUGUGUGGCAGUGCUGUGUGUGUUGAAUUUUGGCCAGAAGGAGGUGUGUGCGAGUGUUUUGGGUAACUUGCCAGGUGAUAGUGUCGUUGUGCUUGGAAAAGCGUGUUUAUGGGUGCUGGUGCUGCUGUUCACUUGGUAUGUGCAACACCAUCACAACCAGGCCAGAAGGAGAGGAUACCUGCAAUUCUACAGAGAGGUGCAGGGGCUGAAGCACCUGCCGCUCACCAUACACUCCAUAGGGAAUGUUGCGGUGUUGGUUGUUAUGGUUGCUGAGUUAGUGCCACCUGUUCGUACCUACCUGCUGCUCAGCAUCCUGGCGCUGGAGCUCUUGGUGGCAGUGCCAUGUGUGCUCUAUUACACAGUCAAGGUGAUACGGUACAACAGGGAGCGAGCUGCACCAGACGUGAGCCGAGAAGAGCAUUUGCACAUCAACAAUGUCACAAGUCUGCCAACUGAAACAGGCUUCAGGGGGAGCUCCAGUCUGGAAGAGGUGGUGGAGAAGCAGGCCGACCUGAUCGAGUACCUGAAACAGCACAACACCUUACUGAGCAAACGGCUGCUCAACCUCACAGCUCAGCACUGACCACAGACUGGCCUCCCUCACGUGAGCCAGCCGCCAUGUCUCUGGUGAAAGAGCCUGAUUGUUUUCACACUCUAAGAAAGGCUAUGUGGGUUUCAAAGAAAGGGCUAAAGCAAAGCUAAACUACUUUGUGAGACAUUUUCACCUGAUAUGGACAGAUAAUGCAGGAUAAGGUGAGAUGAGAGUGGACAACAGUUAAAGAGCCGCAUUGGGAGGAGGAUGGGGAGUUAUGGGUCACAGAUCAGAGGUGAGGGGUUUCUGUCACUUUUCUACGACCCCCAGUGAUCUGUGUAUGCUGCCGCUUGUGUUCACAUGAGAGAAACAGAAGAGGCAGAAUAGGCUUAGGGAUCAUGUGCACUAAAGUGGAACUGAAGGAGGGGGAGAUCCUGGAGGGAGAGGUCAUCACUUAUCAGGGUCAGACGAGGUAGAGGUUAACUAACACUGUAAAAUGAGUAAGUGCUAUUUUAUCUGUCUGAAUGUAUGUAAAUGCUUUAUUUGGUGACUUUUUUCUAAUUGUUCAAUCAGGUAUUUUGUGUAUUUGUGAUCAGAUUUCAAUAAAAUUUGAUUGCUCUCA
Monopterus albus (swamp eel) is the source of this 1552-nucleotide messenger RNA. RefSeq names its product transmembrane protein 192 (gene tmem192). The transcript is spliced from 6 exons. The record is from RefSeq and is a predicted model, not a curated record. NCBI's taxonomy places the organism in Eukaryota, Metazoa, Chordata, Actinopteri, Synbranchiformes, Synbranchidae. Gene Ontology annotation, cellular component: late endosome; lysosomal membrane. Bases 190 to 981 code for a protein of 263 amino acids.